CACUGGUCACAUAUCCCUCUCCGUACACCGCAGAAGGCGAAAGUCCAUGCAUCCACGUUAGGGGCGUUCUAGGAAUAAAAAAAUCAUCCCUUUCACAGGAGCAUUCUGGGAACACAUAAAUCGUCAACACCUACAGCACACCCUUCAACAAAACCUAACAGCUACCGAACAAAACCCCCCUAUUCCCAAUCUACCCCUACUCCCAAACUUCCCAGCGUACGCAUCCCAACACCCCCCUCGGCUUGGAGCUUCCUCCUUGGCCCCUUCCCAUUCCCAAAAUGCCCCCUCUCACGACUCUUCCAUAAAUACCCCCAUCUCCAUCUCCUCCCCUCCCUUCUCCUUCCUCCUCCUCAAAGGGAAAAAGGUGAAAUGACAACGAUGCCCAUAAAUGACAACGUCGACAUCUUGGCGGAGAUAUUGAGCCGGCUCGACGGCAGGUCUCUCGGCGUGGCAGCGUGCGUGUGCAGGCUGUGAGUAACUGUGUCGCAGGACAGCGUAUGGGAGGUGGUCUGCAACCGGCACGGAGGAGGGGGGCCGGGCGCGAGGGGCGUGGUGACCGCCUUGGGCGGCUACAGGCGGCUUUACCGGGUGUGCGUGGGGCCGGUGCUGGACCGGCUGGGCCGGGUCGGGGGUAGAGAGGGGGAGGAUCCGGCCCAGCUUUCCCUGUCGCUGUCUCUCUCCCUUUCCUUGUUCUCGAUUGAUUGUUACGAGAGGAUCGGAGGGAGGGAGAGGUCGUCGCUGCUGUUCCUUGCCAACCCUGUCGACGUGGCGUGAUCUGGGUGGUUGGUUGUUCUUUUGAGGAGGAUUGUUGGCCGUUAGAUUGGUUGAGGUUAUAUAGGAAAUGAUUGUUUUUUUUUUUUUUUUUUGGCCCCCCCCCACCGAUAGGGCUUGCAAUUAAUGUCAUUAGUAGGUAAGAUGUUAUUAGUUGGAGAGAAGUUAAUUUGUUAAAUUAUACAUGAAGUUAGAAAUAUGUGUUACUUUAAAAGUGAUUUGUGUUGCGAAUGUGAAGUUCGGCCUAGGUUAUAAUGA
This is a messenger RNA of Asparagus officinalis (garden asparagus), 1029 nucleotides long. RefSeq names its product F-box protein SNE. The record is from RefSeq and is a predicted model, not a curated record. Lineage: Eukaryota; Viridiplantae; Streptophyta; Magnoliopsida; Asparagales; Asparagaceae. Gene Ontology annotation, cellular component: SCF ubiquitin ligase complex. Gene Ontology annotation, molecular function: protein binding. Gene Ontology annotation, biological process: regulation of gibberellic acid mediated signaling pathway; gibberellic acid mediated signaling pathway.